GUUCUGAGUGCGCACGCGCGAAAGUAAGUUCUCUUCCCGGCAAAAUGGCGCUGAGUUUAGUGUGCGGCCGCCGGCAGCUUCUGCGCCUCCUACGGCCUCAGCGUUCGUUCCACAGCGUCGCAGGGUCCCAGAAACCGCUGGCCACCGAGCUCCUCGUCGCAGCCCGCCUGGGUAGUGGGCGGCCACACUACGCUCUGCUCGCCUUAAGUCCUCGCUGCAUCAGUACUUCCGCUACCUUCUUUGCAGAAGCCCAGGUCCAGGCACCUCCUGUUGUUCCCGCCACCCCCACCCCUCCUGCAGUACCCGAGGUGGCUUCCGGAGGAGCUGCAGAUGUCGUCCAGUGUGCUGCAGAACAGAGCUUCACUGAACUGGGGCUUGGGUCUCACACCCCAGUGGGAUUCAUCCAGAACUUGUUGGAAUUUAUGCAUGUUGACCUGGGCCUACCUUGGUGGGGGGCCAUUGCCAUAUGUACGGUCCUCGCCCGCUGCCUCGUCUUUCCUCUGAUCGUGAAGGGCCAGCGAGAAGCAGCCAAGAUCCACAACCACAUGCCAGUGAUACAGAAGUUUUCUACUAAAAUCAGAGAGGCCAAGUUGACAGGAGACCAUGCUGAGUUUUACAGGGCCAGCUUAGAGAUGACACACUAUCAGAAGAAGCAUGAUAUUAAACUCUCCAGGCCGCUCAUUCUACCUCUCACUCAGGCCCCCAUCUUCAUCUCCUUCUUCAUUGCCUUGAGAGAGAUGGCCAAUCUGCCUGUGCCCAGCCUGCAGACAGGUGGGCUCUGGUGGUUCCAAGACCUCACGGUAUCUGAUCCCAUCUACGCCCUGCCCCUGGUAGUCACUGCCACCAUGUGGGCUGUCCUUGAGCUAGGUGCUGAGACAGGCGUGCAGAGCGCUGACCUCCAGUUCAUGAGGACUGUUUUCAGAGUGAUGCCCCUGAUGCUCUUGCCCGUGACCAUCCACUUCCCCUCGGCAGUGUGCAUGUACUGGCUCUCCUCCAAUAUGUUCUCCCUGUGCCAAGUGGCCUGCCUCCGGAUUCCAGCUGUGCGCACAGUGCUGAAAAUCCCCCAGCGUGUCAAACACGACACUGACACACUGCCUCCCCGGGAAGGCUUCCUGGAGAGCUUCAAAAAAGGCUGGAAGAAAGCCGAAAUUGCACAUCAGCUCCAAGAGCGUGAGCAUCGAAUGCGGAAGCAGUUGGACCUAGCAGCCAGAGGGCCCUUACGACAGACUUUUACCCACAACCCUCUGCUACAGCACGAUCCAAGUCACCCUCUCAACACCCCCAAAAGCAGCAAGCCAAAGUCAAAGCCUUGGCAUGACACACUUGGCUGAUUUCUAGUCUGUGCUCAUUCUGACAAGAACUCUGCAUCUUCAGGGACUCCUCCUCCAAACAGACUUGAUGGUGUGUCCUCGCCUCCGACCUGGCAACUCCAGGACUUGGAAGUGUCCGUUUUAAAACGUAUUGCCACUACAGACUCUUACUCCUGUGUAUAAAAGCACUAGAGAGCCAACCGGCCUUCUCAUCCAGCGUCAGUAAACGUCUGUCUUGUCUGGGC
Peromyscus leucopus (white-footed mouse) is the source of this 1555-nucleotide messenger RNA. It is a transcript of the gene Oxa1l, whose product is annotated as OXA1L mitochondrial inner membrane protein. Gene Ontology annotation, cellular component: mitochondrial inner membrane. The transcript is spliced from 10 exons. The record is from RefSeq and is a predicted model, not a curated record. Lineage: Eukaryota; Metazoa; Chordata; Mammalia; Rodentia; Cricetidae. Bases 45 to 1331 code for a protein of 428 amino acids. Gene Ontology annotation, molecular function: membrane insertase activity. Gene Ontology annotation, biological process: mitochondrial respiratory chain complex IV assembly; protein insertion into mitochondrial inner membrane from matrix.